Molecule: messenger RNA, 4292 nt
Organism: Labeo rohita (rohu)
Lineage: Eukaryota; Metazoa; Chordata; Actinopteri; Cypriniformes; Cyprinidae
Gene: ect2
Product: epithelial cell transforming 2
Exons: 27
Coding region: 362-3415 (1017 amino acids)
Biological process (GO): activation of GTPase activity; nervous system development; intracellular signal transduction
Cellular component (GO): nucleus; cell cortex
Molecular function (GO): GTPase activator activity; guanyl-nucleotide exchange factor activity
Source: RefSeq, a predicted model, not a curated record
UUUGCUUGCUUUUUUGAAUUCAGGGAGUGAGUUGAACAGAGCCACCUAUCAAAUGAGCGUAUACAAUGGGCUUAAAAUCGCAACAAAACUUAUUUUCGUAACUUAAUCUUUUUGUUUUGCACUUUAGAUGAACUUUGCGUGUCAUUGCGAGGACAGCGGUGUUUACGUGCGUACGCUUUAGUUUUAAUCAAUAGUUCGGCUAACAUAAACUCGGAGUGCCUCAGCUGGUUCAGCAGCCAGCUGAACUCUAAGUGUUUCUUCAUUCAUCAAAACCGUUCCAGCACAUAUCUGAACUUCUCCAACUUUUAGACGUUUUUGAUAUUCUGGACAGGACUGGGUCGCCACCCCUUGUCACAGCGCCAUGGCUGACAGCAGCAUAGUUACUUUAGGGCCGGGCCGCAGCCUGCUGGUGGACUCCUCCGUAUACGACUCCCGGAUGGCCGAGACCUCAAAGGAGCAAUUUUUCAUGGGUCUACACGCAGACGAGACAGAGGACGCAUUGCCCAGAGUUGAGACCAGAGUGGUGUUGGUGGGGGAGGCCGGCAACAUGGCAGAACUUGAGAAAGCUCUUCAGGCCAUCACUAUAAUGGAAGUCCCGGUGGUAAAGAUUAAAGAAGGGCAGCCGGGCACAGAGGCGCGUGAGAAAUUGAUAAAAUCUAUAGUCAAUAUGGAUAUAAACACCCCCUGUAUCAAGACUGACAAUGUCAGAGAUUUUGGUGACGGCGAGAACUGCGAGUUCGAGACUGUGUUUGUGUUGAAAGACUUCCAGGCUCCCGAGUACAGCUUCCUGUACAAGAAUGACAACCGUAUCCUGGGGCCUCCUGCCGUGAUGCACUGCGCCAGCAAGGGAGAGCCUCUGCCGUUCUCCUCCAGACCUCUCUUCUCCAUGACAAUGCUCAACUUAUCUCUCUGCUUCACCGGAUUCCGUAAAAAAGAUGAAGUGGUUACCCUGGUAAAUCUCGUCCAUCACAUGGGUGGCACCAUCAGAAAAGACUUUGACAGCGCUAAAGUCACACACCUCAUCGCCCGUUCAACACAUGGUGAAAAGUACAGGUUGGCGGUGUGCAUGGGCACACCCAUCCUCACCCCUGAGUGGAUACACAAGGCAUGGGAGCACAAAGAUGACAUUAAUUUCCAUGCAAGCAACGAGGAGUUCCGCACAGAGUUUAAAGUCCCUCCAUUCCAGGACUGCGUGCUGAGCUUUCUGGGCUUCUCUGAAGAGGAGAAAACCAACAUGGAGGAAAGGACGCAGAAACACGGUGGACGGGUCCAGGCGGUGGGUGAUGAAAGGUGCACCCACUUGGUGGUUGAGGAGAACUCCAUUAAAGAACUGCCCUUUACUCCCUCCAAAAGACUCUAUGUAGUCAAACAGGAGUGGUUUUGGGGCAGUAUACAAAUGGACGCCCGUGCUGGGGAAACCAUGUACUCUUACGAAAAGCCGGAGAGUCCUGCGAUGAAGAAGGCUGUGUCUCUGCUGUCUCUCACGACACCCAACAGCGGCAGGAAACGUCGGCGUCUUAGAGAAACGUUGGCUCAGCUCACCAAGGAGACAGAGAUUUCUCCCUUCCCACCGCGCAAGAGACCCUCGGCUGAACACUCACUCUCCAUGGGCUCCCUGCUGGACAUCUCCAACACACCUGACACCUGCAAAUCCAGUGGAGAGCGCAGGUGCAGGAGGAGCAGCGGUAGGCGGAGGAGUGCCAGACAGAGUAGAUCAGAGAAAGAGAGGCCACUGCAGCGUACCAGCACUCCUGUGUGCAGACAGGAAGCAGAUCAGACAGAGAAUGCCAAACCCCCCAAAAGCUCAACUCCCGCUCUUCCUAAGCAGUCUGCACGCUGGCAGGUCUCCAAGGAGCUCUACCAAACCGAGAGCAACUACGUUGAUAUCCUGGCCACGGUCCUGCAGCUCUUCAAAUACCCCCUGGACAAAGAGGGCCAGGUGGGAGGCCCCAUUCUAGCUCAGGAAGAGAUCAAGACCAUCUUUGGCAGUAUUCCAGACAUCUAUGAAGUGCACACGAGAAUCAAGGCGGAUCUCGAGGAGUUGGUGAUGAACUGGUCUGAAGAGAGGAGCGUUGGAGACAUUAUCCUGAAAUAUUCUAAAGAGCUGGUGAAGGCCUACCCACCAUUUGUCAACUUCUUUGAGAUGAGCAAAGAGACCAUAGUCAGAUGUGAGAGACAGAAGCCGAGGUUUCAUGCGUUCCUAAAGAUUAAUCAGGCUAAACCCGAGUGUGGCCGCCAGACUCUCGUUGAGCUUUUGAUUCGUCCUGUGCAGAGACUGCCGAGCGUCGCCCUCCUGCUGAACGAUAUAAAGAAACAUACAUCAGAUGACAAUCCAGAUAAAGUAACCCUGGAAAAGGCCAUCGAGUCUCUUAAGGAAGUCAUGACCCACAUAAAUGAAGAUAAAAGGAAAACAGAGGGCCAGAAGCAGAUUUUUGAUGUUGUUUAUGAGGUGGAUGGCUGCCCUGCCAAUCUGUUGUCGUCACACCGGAGUCUGGUUCACAGGGUGGAGACCAUUGCUUUGGGAGACAAACCCUGCGAUCGGGGAGAACAUGUCACACUCUUCCUGUUCAACGACUGUUUGGAGAUCGCCAGGAAGAGACACAAGGUGAUAACUACGUUCCGGAGUCCACUGGGUCAGACGCGGCCGCCGGCCCAGCUCAAACACAUAGCUUUGAUGCCUCUGUCCCAGAUCAGAAGAGUCCUUGACAUCCAAGACACAGAAGAGUGUCAGAACGCCUUCGCCCUGGUGGUACGUCCUCCUACGGAGCAGGAGAACCUGUUAUUCAGUUUCCAGCUGACGGCCGAAGACACCCUCAAAUCCGCCUGGCUCAAAACUCUCUGUCGUCAAGUGGCCAACACGAUUUGCCGAGCUGAUGCGGAAGAUCUCAUUCAGAGCACCGAUCCCGACUCCGUCCAAGUGAGCACAAAGGACAUGGACAGCACGCUCAGCCGAGCGUCCAGGGCCAUCAAAAAAACGUCAAAGAAGGUCACAAGGGCGUUUUCUUUCACUAAAACCCCCAAGCGUGUGCUUCAGAGGGCAUUUAUGGCCAACGGUACCCCGGAUGAGAGAAGUCCUGGCCCUGAUGCCGAUCACAUGGGCCGAAUGUCCAGCAGCUCCACACUUGCUAUGUCUCGUUCUGCCUCUACGUUCAGUCUGACGGGCUCUAUUAAAAGCGCAGUGGUUCAGCGGUCAAACUCUCUGGACCAUGCCCCGCGGCCCAGGGUCCCGGUGUGUGUCCGCACUCCGUGCAGUCCAGAGAGGGCUGAUGAACCGGCAGCUCCCGAAACCCAGCUCAGACCAUCCAUCCUGUCCCUCCCAGCGGCCCAGCCCGUAGCUCCGUCCCGAGAGCUGCUGGCGCCCCCAAAGCCUCAGCGCAGGUUCCCUGGGUCCCCGCGGCGGGAGACCCUCCUGUAGGACUCGCAAAUGCUGUUCAUUCCCCAUCCAUGAUGAACCUGUCCUCCGCCUUUGAGAGGAAAUAUCAUACCUUCAGCCGAUCCACAACUCACCUGUUCUGAACUUUGCAUCCAGCGUUGUAAUUAAUUUCCACACUAUGGUACCACGUCGGCCCGACGCCUCCAGCCCGAGCCCCCACAUGGGUUUAAUUUACAACUCCAGAUCCCAUCAAAUGAAGGACGGCUUGUGUUGAUGUCAAUGUCUGGGCAUAUUUAAUUAGCAAUAAAGAGACAUUUAUAACUGACAUGUUCUGAUUUUAUUAGAAGGGUAGAGUUUCACACAAUUAUUAACCACUGAAAGUAUUUCUUAAAGUUUUAUAAAAUAGGGCCUAAUCUAAACUAAUCUAGUUUUCAGCUUUUAUAAAGCUAUACACAUCUAGCCGUUGCAUUUAAGUGAACAUGCACUGAGCUGCCACGGUAAGGUCUGGUUUAAACGCAUACUUUUAGAAGUGAUUUUUAUUGUUGAUUUAGGGAUUUUGGUUUCUAAAAGUCAAAAGAGUGUUGUUGUGGUCAGCCCUACCAUAUUUAUUCUCCAGAAUCACUUCUAUAAAUAGUUUAUGUAAAUCUUUCUUUUAGACUGUAUUUAUGUGUAAAUAUUGUAUCUUUCCUCUUUGUGAUUGUGUCAUACUAAAAACAGUUUGUCUCCGUUGCUUGUAUUGUUUUGUAGUCUCUGCACUUAUGUCAUGUAUUCAUGUUUCACGUUUGUCUGUAAAAGGGAUUCGUAUAAUGUCUUUGCCUACUGCAGAUUUGUUUGGAGUGGGUGGUUUUAUGUUAUUGCUUUGACUACUUUUGAAGGUGACUUCAUUUAUUCUUUAUCAAUAAAAGAAGCGUUAAGCCUU